AUGUCAUGUAGUAUUACUUCAAUGAUCAAUGAUGAACAAAUCCAAUUUGCAAGUAAUGAAUAUAAGCAGAAUAGUAGUAAAAUACCUGAUAUAAUUUCAACACCUAACUUUCAUACUGCAUUGCAAGUUGUUAAAG
Messenger RNA from Funneliformis mosseae, 136 nucleotides. Lineage: Eukaryota; Fungi; Glomeromycota; Glomeromycetes; Glomerales; Glomeraceae. The record is from the annotation of a GenBank genome assembly.